Fusarium sp. VM40 is the source of this 1848-nucleotide messenger RNA. Lineage: Eukaryota; Fungi; Ascomycota; Sordariomycetes; Hypocreales; Nectriaceae. The record is from the annotation of a GenBank genome assembly.
AUGUCUUCCCUUGUCUCCGAGUUUCUUAUCAACCCUGUCCUGCGCCAAGCUCGUCGAUUUUCCGAAAUCUCGCGAUCUACCUUCGCUGGCGAUGGAGGUGAUUCGACUGAACACGCCGACGCAGUGAGCGAUUCUGGUCUCCCCGAUAGUCCCGUCUCUGCGCCCGUACUUGUACAUCGACCGGAGUCGGCACCUGUGCCGAUCAUCGACUCUCCCCUCACACGACCCCUCAGCGUCUCAACCUUAGAAACAAGAGUCGAAGAAAUCGAACCGUUACCAAUCAUGUCUCGAGAAUCUCCUCCUCGCGACAAUAUCGGAAUUGCCCUGAGUCCCCUCAGCUCCCGCCGAAUUCCGGAAGAUGAUGGCAUGCGCGAGUUGCGAUCCCGCAUACACACAAUCAAUGCAAGAGAUAUACCCCAGGACGACAAGGCACGCCUAAUUCACGAUGUUCUAUUGGAAGGAUACAAUUCUUCCAAGACCGUCCCGAUCGUAAAGAAGAUUUUGGAAAGUGGUGGUGGCUUAGACCAAGUUCUCUCCCAAUCUCCAGCUUCGAGGCCGUUGAAGUUCUGGCAGAACCAGCCAGAGGAGGAGACAUUUAUCUUGAGCGAGGAGGACAAGACACCAACAUUCGUGCCUAUAAAGCUGCCGAAACGACAUGGAAGCGAAACCCCCGUGGAACCUUAUGAGGUGACACCGGAAACGGAACAGCCUCUUGGAUGCCAACACUACGAACGGAAUGUCAAACUGCAAUGCUUCACUUGUAAGAAAUGGUAUACAUGCCGUUUCUGCCACGAUGCGAACGAAGACCAUAAUCUCGUUCGUACAGAGACCCGAAACAUGCUCUGUAUGCUUUGCACAACACCACAAAAGGCUUCCGAUAUGUGUAUUAACUGUGGCGAGGAAUCCGCUCACUAUUACUGUAAUAUUUGCCAUUUGUGGGAAAAUCGUCAGAGCAAACCCAUCUACCAUUGUAACGAUUGUGGCAUAUGCCGUCGAGGCAUGGGCCUUGGCAAGGAUUUCUUCCAUUGCAAGACAUGUCGCGCGUGUAUUUCUACCUCCAUUGAGGGCUCACAUAAGUGCAUCGAGAGGUCGACAGACUGCGACUGUCCUAUCUGUGGUGAAUACCUCUUCACUUCUCCACGGCCCGUGGUUUUUAUGCCUUGCGGCCAUAGUAUCCACAAGAAAUGCUACGAACAGCACAUGAAGGUGUCCUACAAAUGCCCGAUUUGUAACAAGAGUCUUACCAACAUGGAGACUCAAUUUCGAAAUUUGGAUGUCGCUAUCCAGACUCAACCUAUGCCUCCGGAAUUCCGCGAUACGACUGCCGUCAUACUGUGCAACGACUGCUCUGGGAAAAGCACGGUUCGAUAUCACUGGUUGGGUCUGAAAUGUUCCAUAUGCCGGUCGUAUAACACAGUGGAGUUGAAUAUCAUCGGAGGCUCUUCAGCACAGCCGCCUGUGAGUGACGAACGACCGCCUGUUGUGGCAACCGGGCGUGAUGCUUCUGGCUCUGUAAGUGGAAACAGAGGAGCGGUUCCAGCGGGGAACAGACGUAGACACUCAUCUCAUGGUGUCGAAGCUCAAAUUCGUGCGCCUGACAGAGUUGCGCGAUCGGUAUCGCCUGUCAAUAUGGGAUUGGAUUCGAUAAUGGCACAUCUACCACCAGACGAAGAGUCUGAAGACGACAUCCUGGGAAUCUGGAGGAUGCGAAACCGUGGCAACAAUGCAUCAGAUAACGACGACGAUUCUGAGUUGGAUGACCUCAGCGAUGGCUUGUCUGACGUGGAGGAAGACGAUGACGACGAAGAAGAAGACGAAAAUGAAAUAGUCCUUUUUGGACACCGAUGA